Vanrija pseudolonga is the source of this 1703-nucleotide messenger RNA. RefSeq names its product putative UTP--glucose-1-phosphate uridylyltransferase (gene fyu1). Bases 76 to 1575 code for a protein of 499 amino acids. The record is from RefSeq and is a predicted model, not a curated record. The transcript is spliced from 6 exons. Gene Ontology annotation, molecular function: UTP:glucose-1-phosphate uridylyltransferase activity. Gene Ontology annotation, biological process: glycogen metabolic process; UDP-alpha-D-glucose metabolic process. Lineage: Eukaryota; Fungi; Basidiomycota; Tremellomycetes; Trichosporonales; Trichosporonaceae. Gene Ontology annotation, cellular component: cytoplasm.
UCAUCCUUUCCUCCUCUCUUCUCUCUUCUCUCUCAUCUGUCCAAAGCAAAGCAAAGCACUAGACUUCUAAUCGCAAUGGCUGCCAACCUCGCCCCCCAGCCCCCCCGCCAGCGCGGACACUCGUCCAUCGACUUCAAGUCGGCGACGACGGGUAUCGCUGCCAAGACGAUGCGCAACGAGCUCAACCGCAUGGUCGCCGGCGUGACUGACCCCGCUAAGAAGAAGAUCUUCUCCGCCGAGAUGGACAGCUUCUUCAUCCUCUUCAACCGUUUCCUCACCGAGAAGGCCAAGGGCGAGAAGAUCGACUGGGACCGCAUCCAGCCUCCCAAGCCUGACCAGGUCCGCCCCUACAAGCAGCUCGAGAACGUCGACCCCGCCAUCCUUGGCAAGCUUGCCGUCCUCAAGCUCAACGGUGGUCUCGGUACCACCAUGGGCUGUGUCGGCCCCAAGUCGAUCAUCGAGGUCCGCGAGGGCAUGACCUUCCUCGACCUUUCGGUCCGUCAGAUUGAGCACCUCAACGAGAAGUACAACGUCAACGUGCCCUUCAUCCUCAUGAACUCGUUCAACACCGAUGACGACACUGCCCGUAUCAUCCAGAAGUACCAGAACCACAACAUCAACAUCCUUACCUUCAACCAGUCGCGCUACCCCCGUGUCGACAAGGAGUCGCUCCUCCCUUGCCCCCACGACGCCAACUCGGACAAGGCCAACUGGUACCCUCCCGGACACGGUGACAUCUACGACGCCCUCAACAACUCUGGUCUCCUCGACCAGCUCAUUGCCGCCGGCAAGGAGUACAUCUUUGUCUCCAACGUUGACAACCUCGGCGCCGUCGUCGACCUCUCCAUUCUCCAGACCAUGAUUGACUCGCAGGCAGAGUACGUCAUGGAGGUCACCGACAAGACCAAGGCCGACAUUAAGGGUGGUACCAUCAUCGACUACGAGGGCAAGCCCCGUCUUCUCGAGGUCGCCCAGGUCCCCAAGGACCACAUUGACGAGUUCUGCUCGACUCGCAAGUUUAAGAUCUUCAACACCAACAACAUCUGGAUCAACCUUAAGGCGAUCAAGCGCAUCAUGGACAACGACGAGCUCUCGCUCGAGAUCAUUGUCAACAACAAGACGACCGACAAGGGCCAGGAGAUUAUCCAGCUCGAGACUGCCAUUGGUGCCGCCAUCAAGCACUUCGACUCGGCUAUCGGCAUCAACGUCCCCCGUUCGCGUUUCCUGCCCGUCAAGUCGUGCUCCGACUUGCUGCUCAUCAAGUCGUCGCUCUACAACCUCCAGCACGGUGUCCUCACCAUGGACAAGUCGCGCGAGUUUGGCGGUACCCCUGUUGUCAAGCUUGGCGGCGAGUUCAAGAAGGUUGCGAACUUCGAGAAGCGCUUCAAGUCGAUCCCCGACAUCAAGGAGCUUGACCACCUCACUGUCUCGGGCGACGUCUGGUUCGGCAAGGGCAUCCGCCUCGCCGGCACCUGCAUCUUUGUUGCCACCGAGGGCAACAAGAUUAUGAUUCCCGACGGCACCAACCUCGAGAACAAGCUCAUCACUGGCAACCUCAGCAUCAUUGACCACUAAACGCAUCCAUCUCCAUAACCCAAAACCUCUAGUCUUGUCUUGCGUUUAGCGGAUAGGUACUUUUUAUUAGUAUUCGAGGCGUCUGCGUGUUAGUCGCGCCGGCGCCGAUUCGGGAUGCCGUAUUCGAU